UUCAAAGAACAUCAAUGGAGUACCUGGUGCAUUUGAGCAUUUUAAUAGUCGCUGUCACUCUGUCGUCUGCUGGUUACAUAAGUGACUAUGGAAACAGUAACAGCAUUGGAUUAGGAGAUAGUUAUGGUGGAGGACACAGUGAUGGUUUUAAAAGCAGUUAUGGAGGCAGAGGAGGUGGUGGUGGUGGUCAUUCUGGAGGAUUAGAAAGUAGUUAUGGUGGAGGAGGGCGUGGAGGUGGUCACAGCGGAGGUUUAGGAAAUUAUAAUGGCGGAGGAUUAGGAGGAGGUUACGGUGGUGAAAGUGGUCACAGUGGUGGAUUUUCUGGAGGUUAUGGUGGAUUAAGUGUCCAUGGAGCUGGAAUGGGAGGAGGUUACAGUGGAUCUGGUGGUCAUGGCGGAGGAUACGGUGCAUCUGGUGGCUAUGGAGGAGGAAUAGGAGGAAAUUAUGGCGGGUCUGGUGACCAUAGCGGAAGUUAUGGUGGAUCUGGGGGCUAUGGCUCAGGAAUAGGAGGAGGUUAUGGUGGAUCUGAAGGUCAUGGAGCAGGAAAUGACGGGGGAAGUAAAAUUUUUGGUAGUGCAAUUGGAGGCGGUUCCGGCCAUAAUGAAGGAUUUGUCGGAGGAUAUGGAGGAGGCAAUGGAGGCUAUAGUAGUGGAUAUAGUGCAGGAAUCGGAGGGCAUAGUUCUGGAGGAUAUGGUAGUGAAGGGAUAAGCAAAGGAUUUGGUGGUGGUCAGGGUAGCUAUGGUGGAAAUCAUGGUAGUAGUUAUGGUGGCCAAGGAGGACAAGGUGGGGAUAGCAAGACUAUCAUAAUACCAAUUAUUAAGCAUGUUCCAGUUAUUCAACACGUACCAGUUGUUGAGCAUAUAAAAGUAGUAACAAAAAGCAAUGGAGGUGGUGGAAAAAGAAAAGGUGGAUCCGGGGGUUAUGGCAGUAGCAGUUAUGGCGGAGGAAGGGGGUGGGCCGGUAAAGGCUCUGGAGGAGGUGCUUGGUCAAUGAGUGGAUUAGGCGGAGGAUAUGGAGGAUGGUCUAAUAGUGGUGGAGGUUUCGGUGGUUACGGUGGAAGCAGUGGCUAUGGAAAGAAAUCUGGUAGUGGAAGCUCGUAUGGAAGCACCGGGCAAAAUAGUUAUGGUUCAGGAAGUAUGAAAGGACUAUGGUAAAAGGGCAAAAGCAGAAAAGGUUUAAUGGAUCAGCCUUCAAUCCGCACAUGAAUAAGUACCAUACUUCUGAAAUUCGGAGACCAU
Molecule: messenger RNA, 1238 nt
Organism: Argiope bruennichi
Lineage: Eukaryota; Metazoa; Arthropoda; Arachnida; Araneae; Araneidae
Exons: 3
Coding region: 15-1154 (379 amino acids)
Source: RefSeq, a predicted model, not a curated record